GGGGGCGGCAGGACGCCUCUCCUGGCACCUGGCGCUGCGAUACCGGCCUCCGAUGGCGCCGCUUCCGCCGCAGCGGGAGCGAGGCCGUGUCGGCAUUGCGCGGGGCGAGGGGCUGGCUCGCGGCCUUCCGCCAUUACUGUUGGUGAGCAAAAGCAGGCAGGGAAGUGCGUGAGAAGUUGUUGCUCCUGUGUCACUCGGAAGCAGCGACUGCUGUUGUCCACCGUGCUCGCCCGCACCCGCUGUGGCUUAGAUCCCUCUUCCCGACAUGGCUGCAGCGAGGUGGCAGCGUUUCAGCUCCUGUGGGCCGGGGUAGAGACAAGAUGGCGCCGUUAGGAUUGAUCCGGAAAAACCUGCAAGCUGUACCCGUGUCGUACGCGAUGGAUCCAGCGUUGCACGGUGAUAAGUCCGUAGUAGAGUGCAUAUCCAAACAAAGCUCCAGGCAAACAUCUGAGGCCUGCUCUUUUGCCAUGGAAGCAGAAGAAACGAUGGAAUUCCCUGAGCAUUAUAAAGUUAUUUUGGAUAGACUGAAUGAACAACGAGAGCAGGAACAGUUUACAGAUAUCACACUGAUUGUUGAUGGUCACCAUUUCAAAGCUCAUAAGGCUGUUCUUGCUGCCUGUAGCCAGUUCUUCCACAAAUUCUUCCAAGAUUUCACUCAGGAGCCUUUAGUGGAGAUUGAAGGUGUAAGUAACAUGGCAUUUCGUCACUUAAUUGAAUUCACCUAUACAGCAAAACUAAUGGUUCAGGGUGAGGAAGAAGUCAAUGAUGUUUGGAAAGCAGCUGAAUAUCUACAGAUGUUAGAAGCAAUCAAAGCACUUCAAAUCAGGAACAAAGAAAAUUCAUCCCCUUUGGAAUCAAACCAAGAAGAUAAAAAUAAACCAAAAAAGAGGAAGAUAGCUGAAACCUCUAAUGUUAUCACAGAAACACUGCCAUCUGUAGAAUCGGAGCCUGUGGAAAUUGAGGUUGAGAUUGCUGAAGGGACAAUCGAAGUGGAAGAUGGCAGCAUUGAAACAGUUGGAAAAGUAGCUUCUGCAGAGCAAUCUGUGAAGUACAUACAGACAACGGGUACAUCGGAUGAAUCUGCUUUGGCUCUUUUGGCAGACAUUACCAGCAAGUAUCGCCAGGGAGACAGAAAAUGCCAGAUCAAAGAAGGUGAUAGUGAAACUGAUUCCUCGUGCAAACAGGUAGAAGGUAUUGAAAUUGUGGAGCUUCAGCUGUCACACAUGAACAGUUUAUUCCACUGUGAGAAAUGUAACCGUUCAUUUAAAUUAUUUUACCAUUUUAAGGAACACAUGAAAACACACUCUACUGAGAGUUACAAGUGUGACAUAUGCAAUAAAAGGUACCUACGAGAGAGUGCUUUGAAACAGCAUCUCACCUGUUACCACCUUGAUGAAGGUGGUGCCAGCAAGAAGCAAAGACCUGGUAAAAAAAUACAUAUAUGCCAGUACUGUGAUAAGCAGUUUGACCACUUUGGACAUUUUAAAGAGCACCUCCGGAAGCACACAGGUGAAAAACCAUUUGAAUGUCCCAACUGCCAUGAACGUUUUGCAAGGAAUAGCACGCUCAAAUGUCACCUGACAGCAUGUCAGUCUGGAGCUGGAGCUAAAAAGGGAAGAAAGAAAUUGUAUGAAUGUCAGGUUUGUAACAGCGUGUUUAACAGCUGGGAUCAAUUCAAAGAUCACUUGGUAAUUCACACUGGUGACAAACCUAACCACUGUACCUUAUGUGAUUUGUGGUUUAUGCAAGGCAGUGAGCUGAGAAGGCAUCUUAAAGAAAGGCAUAGUAUUGAAGAAAGAGUAAUAACAGAAGAGCCUCUUCCGGUGGGAGCUGAACCAGUAACAUCAAUGACUAUAAUAGAACAAGUGGAGCAAGUCCAUGUCCUACCAGUAAUUCAGGUACAAGUGGAUCCUGCACAGGUAACUGUGGAAGAGAUGCACCAGGAUCUCAUACAGGACAAUCAAGUGAAAGGCACACAGGUAGAUGAACUGCAAGAACAGGUGCAAAUCAGUUACUUGGAAGUUGAACACAUUCAGACUGAACAAGGUGCUGAAGUUCAUGUGGAGCAGUUACAUGUUGAGCAUGUAAAUCAGAUACAGAUGGAAGAAGUACAGGAACUUACAGAUGUACAGAAGUACAGAUGUAUAGAACUUAUAGAUGGAACAGACCUUGAGCAAGUAGAAUAUGAAAGUGCUAACCAAGGAGGUGCAGAAGAACCUGAAAAAAUAGAUGAUGCAGAUAAGGAGAAUCAUGAACAAGCUGAAGAUGUGAAAGUUCAAUUAGUGGACGCACAGAAUGAAAAGGUGGAUGACCAGGACAAAUAAAUCACACUGCAGGUUUAGAAAUAGAAUACCAAAUUAUAUAUUUUUGUGAACUUGUACAUUUUUUUUUAACUGUCAGUGGUCACUUUACUGAUAAGCUGUCCUUUGGAAGCUGGUCAAGUGGACCAAAAUUAUCUUUCUUCAUGCACAACUAAACUUAGUCCAUAUGUGAAAAAUACCUUUCCUAUUCAUGUAAUACCAUGGAAUAGAAACUACCAUAGAUGUGGACAGCUUUAUGGGGAUAUUAAUAGCUUGUAUUGUUCUUAUGCUGUCCUUGAGUAUAUGUUAGAGUAAUUUCACCUCUUUACCUCUUGUUGCAGAUUUGCAGGAUGUCUGUGGCAGAAGCAUCAGUUAAAAUUUAGUGGGUUUUAUUGCAAAUGGCAGUGAAUUUCCAGAUCACACUGCUGUAUCCUGACAGUGUUCUCUAACUUUUAGAUUGGGGAAAAACGUUGUUCCCGGAAUCUCUGAGCACAAAAAUUCUGUGCCUUUUAAAACACUGACUGGUUAAAUUUCCACUAAGUACCUAGAGUGUUCAAGAACUAGUUCAGUAAAAGGCAGUGUAGGAAAUGUUACAGUGCUUUGUAUUUUUGCUCACAAUUUUCAGCUAUUGGUUUAUUUUUCAUUAAAUUUAGAAGCAGAUGGCUGGGGGAGGAAAAAGAUUCUAUGUGCAGGCAGACGGACACUCUAGAAAGGACAAUUAAAAGUAGGAAAAGCUCUGUAGGGCCUCUUUUUGAAUUGACAUUUCUUUUAAAUUGAGUAUAUUUAAUCAUAAAUUUAGAGAAGACUUGUCUAUACUGUAUCAGGGUCCUGGUUUUUUUUUAAACAAAAUUUGGACACAACACAAAUAUGUAGUACACGUAAAAGCCAUAGGAAUGAGUGCUAAUCUGUGGAUUGAAAUGUAGGAGUGUAAAUAAUUUAAUCAAUAUUAGACAAUAAAACAAUACCAACCAUGAAAUGUUGCUUUUUUUUUUUUUCAUCCAAUUAAUUGGGAACAACUGAGUGACUGGCAAUUACAGUGCCAACUCCCAAUGGCAAGAAUCAGUCUCAUUUUUAAUAAGAUUAAUAGCUCUUUACUGUACAGUUAAGAUUUGUUUAGAAAUUAUUGUCCAGUUCUGCAUUUGAGGAUGUUAAGGAGUUCUAAUUCUUAAUUACUGCUUUGAGAUUAGAGGUGCUUCACACUUCUGAAAAACUUUCUAUUCAGAGCCUUAACCAAAAGGAAGAAUUCUUGCAAAGACAUCCCUUAAUGCUUUUGGUAAUGAUGUAGUUCUUAGUUGAAGUCAGGCUUUUCUCUUCAGUCUUCUUCAAAUGCAGAAUUGUUUCUGGGGAUUUGUGCUUUAUUUAGUCUUGUUCAAAAUUAUUAUUGUGUUCCAGCAUAGCCUUUGAGAAACUGUAGCAAAACAAACAUGGAUCACAAUUAAAAUUUCAAAUGAUUUCUUAAA
This is a messenger RNA of Pogoniulus pusillus (Red-fronted tinkerbird), 3760 nucleotides long. It is a transcript of the gene ZBTB35, whose product is annotated as zinc finger protein 131. Gene Ontology annotation, cellular component: nucleus. The transcript has 7 exons. The coding region runs from base 321 to 2324 and encodes 667 amino acids. NCBI's taxonomy places the organism in Eukaryota, Metazoa, Chordata, Aves, Piciformes, Lybiidae. The record is from RefSeq and is a predicted model, not a curated record. Gene Ontology annotation, biological process: regulation of transcription by RNA polymerase II. Gene Ontology annotation, molecular function: DNA-binding transcription factor activity, RNA polymerase II-specific; protein binding.